AAAUGAAGUUACUUUUCAGGCCGUCUCGUUUUUUUUUUCUUGCUUGUAUUGUUGACAGCAAGUAUGAACGCUACACCUCAAUGAAGUUACUGUGUUGUGUAGUGCUCCCAGAUGAUUUUUUGGCGCCAGUCAGGUAGCAAAUUUCAGAAAAUCUGCGCCAACUGAAUACAGUACUGAAAAUGUCGAAGUCGAGAAAAAAUUGUUAAGGAUCCUGCAGUUAACAUUGUAAAGAGAGUUUGGGUAAUUGAAAUAGAACGUGAACUACUAAGACAUUUUAUUGUACGUUGCAGACUGGUUGUAAAACUACUUUAAUAUUUCUCCACUCUUUCCUUCCCUGUUUUAAAAUCAUGUUCCUUAUGAUAGAUGCUUCUGCUCAGUUAGUUUUGACAACAUAUCACUUUUGUAUCAGUAAUGAUGAAAGCUGAGGUUAAAUGUUUAUGUACCAAAUUUGGGGAAGGUGGUGGCUGAGUGCUAAUGUCUCUGGACCAGUGAUCCAGAAUCUCAGAUUAAUGUUCUGAGGAUAGGGUUUGAAUCCCACCAUAGCAAAUGGUGAACUUUGAAUUCUUCUUGAAACAUCUGGUCUGGCUUACAUGUGACUCUAGUCAACAUAAUGGCUUUCUCUUAAAUGCUCUCUGAAUAGCAUAGCAAGCAUUCAAUUGUGCUAAACCACUAUGAAGUCUAAUUAAAAACUUUAAACUUUAUGGACCCACCAGUCAACAUCAACCUCAGCACUAGCAAGACACAUCUUGGAUGUGAGUUGGGAAGGAUUCAUUUGGGAGUCCCCAGUAUUGACUCUGAACCCCAUGAAGACUUAGGUCAAAUAUGGACAAGGAAACUUGCUGAUUACUACCUACCAUCUCUUCUUCCCAUCCACCCCCCCCCCCCCUGCCCCCCAAUCACCACCACCAUUCAACUGAUGAAUCAGUGCACUGUAAUGUUAAGUGAAACUUGGAAGAAUCACUGGCAAGGGAACAGAAUGUGCUGUGGCAGGGGUACUUAAAUGUUCAUCACCAAAUGUGGCUUAGAAGCACCACUAUUGACUGAGCCGGCCAAGUACUAAAUGAUAUAGCUGUAAUAUGGGGUCUGCCUAGCUGGUGAAGGAACCACCACGAUUGAAAAAUCUACUUGCCUGGAUCAGUGCAGCUCCAAGAACACUCCAGAAGGUUGACAUCAUCCAGGAUAACACAACUUGCUUGACUGGCACCUGAGCCAACAUCUUAGGCAUUCAGUGUCUUCAGCAUUGAAGUGCAGUGCAAGCAAUUUUUGCCAUUUAUGAGGUGCACUGCAGUAAUGCAUCAAGGUUCCUUCCAAAUCCCUGAACUCUACCACCUAGAAGGACAAUGGCAGCAAAUGUGUGGGAACAUGCUCCAUUCCCCUUGCAGAUGUGCAUCUUCUUGACAUACAAAUAUGUUGCCAUUCCCUCACUAUUACUGGGUCAAAAUCCUGGAACUGCCUUCCUAACAACAGUGGGUGUGCCUAUACCUGAAGAUCUGCAGCAGUUCAAGUUAGCUCACCUCCACUUUCUUCAGGGCAAUUAGGAAUUGGCAUUAGAUGCUGGCCUCAUUCCAUGAGCAAAUUUAAAAAUACAUUUAAAAACAUCACAAUUGUAACUUUGACAGGGAUAUUUCGGAGGUCACAUAUAUCGCAUUGCAAGUAAUUUAAGUCUAAAGUGCUUGUCAUGGUGCAGUUUCCACACUUCUGGAUACAGCUUUUAGAUGCUGCACUACAUCAAUUUACAAUAUAUGGUAUCAUUGAAAAAAGAAAACUUAGUACAGAAGAAUUCCAAUUUAAAAAGAUAAAAAAGAAAAAGAAAAAGAAACACAAGGAAACUGACAAACGGAAGCAGCCCAAAAUGUGCAGCAAAUCUAUUCAAACAAUUUGUUCAGGGCUAAUAUCAGAAAUGAAAGAGCAGAAGGAAACUUCAUUCGAAGAUGCAAAUAGGAUAGCCAUUUUGUACCAACAAGAUGGACUGUCUGGAUGUGUACCCUUGGAAAGCAGUCAACCUCCCUCUAAUUUGUGCAAGAAUUCUGGUGUUGAAAACAAGAAUUCAAGACUAGACUUGUUGGAAUUUAAAAGGUUUAUUCAUAUUGAAGACCAGCCUAAUGGAGGAGCUUCAGUGGUGCAUGCCUACAUGGAUGAGCUUUCUUCCCUAUCUCUUGCGGAGAUGGAUAAAUUUUCAGAGGAGUUUGUGAAUCUAACAUUCAGUGAAAAUAACAACUCUGCAGCCUAUUAUGUUAUGGGUAUUGUUCAUGGAGCUGCUGCAUACUUACCAGAUUUUCUUGAGUAUUUUGCUUAUAGCUUUCCAAGUGCACCAGUGAAGAUGGAAAUCUUAGGGAAAAAGGAUAUAGAGACAACUACCAUGUCAAACUUCAAUGCUCAGGUGAGGCGAACAUAUUCACAUGGUACAUACAGGGCUGGUCCAAUGCGACAAAUCAGCUUGGUAGGAGCUGUAGAUGAAGAAGUUGGGGACUACUUUCCAGAGUUCCUUGACAGAUUGGAAGAAUCUCCUUUUUUAAAGCUUACAUUGCCAUGGGGAUCACUUUCUAGUCUCAAACUGAAGUGCCGUAAAGAAAGCGAUGACGGCCCCAUUAUGUGGGUUCGUCCAGGAGAGCAGGUGAUCCCUAUAGCAGACAUGCCAAAAUCACCUUUUAAACGAAGACGAACUACCAAUGAAAUAAAAAAUUUACAGUAUCUACCUCGUGCAAGUGAGCCACGCGAAAUGCUGUUUGAGGAUAGGACUCGAGCCCAUGCUGAUCAUAUUGGACAGGGAUUUGAACGUCAGACUACAGCAGCUGUUGGAGUGUUGAAAGCUGUACAGUGUGGGGAUUGGUUUGAUCAACCCCGUAUAACCAAAGAUGUGAUUUGUUUUCAUUCAGAAGACUUCCUAGAGGUGGUGCAGAGGCUCCAGUUAGAUCUGCAUGAACCACCAUUAUCUCAGUGUGUUCAAUGGGUAGAUGAUGCAAAACUCAACCAGAUACGAAGAGAAGGUAUUCGCUAUGCGAGAAUUCAGCUAUAUGACAAUGACGUAUAUUUCAUUCCCCGGAAUGUUGUACACCAGUUCAAGACUGUCUCUGCAGUUUGCAGCUUGGCGUGGCAUGUCCGGUUGAGACAAUAUCAUCCAGAUGCAGGAGAACCAUGUGCUCAAGAAUGUGCUUCUGAAGGUCCAGAAAUGCCACCAGACACCAAGUGCCCUAUUAUCAAAUUGGAGACUGAUGACAAAAAACAGAGGGAUGAUAUCACCUCUGAAGAUGCAAGACAUCAAGAAGUAAAAAUAGAACUUAAUAUCACAGAACUCCCAAAAAUGGAGCCUGAAAGCACUGAAUCACAGUUUGUAAUUGAGUCAAAAGAUCUAGUGUGUUCAAACACCCAAACUGACCGUGGAGAUGAACAACAGCUACCUUCAGUAAAGCCAGAUUUGCAUGAGUAGCAACAGAACUUUUCUUACUGACAUCUGUGUAUAUUCUUUGGAGCUUUUAUUUUUUUUAAAUGUAUCUGAACAAUGGUGUGAUGUACAAUGUAUGUUCUUGCUUAUGUAAGUUCUAUGGGGCAAGCUUGUUACUGUUCUUAAGACUGUUACAUGGUAGGACAGAAAAGUACAUGUAGCUUUGUAACAUUCCUCAGUGCCUGUCCAUAACUGUGAAACUUAACAGCACUUAAGGGGCAGGUGCACUGUCAUACCACAGGUUAAAUGGGAAAAAUAAAAGGUUUUAAAAAUUACUUUUUUGUUUUUAGAUAAGUCAUGGGAAUAGAAGCAGAGUUGACCUCGGCAUAUACUUUUUUGUAAGCUGAGCCAAAAUUGUUUCCAAAUUCAAGCUUAUCCAUAGAGCUUAUAUCAACCUAGUUGCAAGUUUGAAUACUGGUAUUUGUGUCAACACAGUGUAAAUACAUUUUUAUUAUAAUUAUGUAGUUCAAUUUCAGACUAAAAUCUGAACCACUUAAUAAAGGUUCAGUGUACUUUAAUGUUUUUAUAUAUGUAAGUACCAAAAGUGGUAGCCUUCGGCUAUGUUACAGCUGCAUUAUUUUAUUUCACCUAACGUAGAUGUGACAAAAUUUGUGUAACUGUGCAGACAAAUCAGAAUUUUCUCUCUUCUUUCUCUCCCAGGGGGAGGGGAGAAGGGAAAUGAGUGCAGAUGAUCAUAUUCUAGAUUUUAAAAUAAAGGUAUUCAUUAUGUGA
Molecule: messenger RNA, 4174 nt
Organism: Chiloscyllium plagiosum (whitespotted bambooshark)
Lineage: Eukaryota; Metazoa; Chordata; Chondrichthyes; Orectolobiformes; Hemiscylliidae
Source: RefSeq, a predicted model, not a curated record